Messenger RNA from Heterotrigona itama, 1163 nucleotides. Lineage: Eukaryota; Metazoa; Arthropoda; Insecta; Hymenoptera; Apidae. The record is from the annotation of a GenBank genome assembly.
AUGAGCGAAUUUAAGACACCAACGACAAAAAAAUAUAAAAACAGAUUACAAACUAGUCCAGAGUUGCAAACUCCUAUUAAAAUACCAGCUUCACCGUUUUUAGAGAAGAUAGGUUAUGGCUGCGGAGUUAAUGUAUUUAGUCUGGAACGAUCGCCAAAGGUCGGCUUUAUCCGAUCUCCAUGGGCGAUAAAAAAACGCAAUUGCAAAGUUACGGAAGAUCAAAAAUAUAACGAACGUCUUCGAUUUGAGGCAGAAGUACUUCGUAAAUUAAAUCAUCCAAACGUUAUUGGUUUUCGUGCUUUCGUCGAACUAUCAAAUGGUGAACCAUGCUUAGCAAUGGAAAAAUUGGACUCUUCUUUAGGUGAUAAAAUAGAACAAAAACUUGAGAAUGAUGAUGACGACCCUUUUUCUGCUAAAGAUAUUUUAAAAAUAACAUAUGAAAUUGUAAAAGGAUUAGAAUAUUUACAUCAUAUUGCUAGUAUUUUACAUGGUGAUAUAAAAAGCUAUAAUGUAUUAGUUUCUGUAGAUUAUAAAACAGUUAAGUUAUGUGACUUUGGAGUGUCUUUGCCAUUGACAGAACUAUUAGAAAUGGAUACUUCAAAUGGAAAUUUUUUAUAUGUGGGAACAGAAUGUUGGAGUGCACCUGAAAUAAUAUUUGAAGAUGGUCCUGUUACAAAUAAAGCAGACAUUUGGGCAUGUGGUCUUGUAAUUUGGGAAAUGAUAGCCUUAUCACCACCUCAUGUAGAAUACUCAGAAGUGAACAUGGACAGUUUAGAUGAUUCAAUGUCAGAAAUGCAAAUGAAAAAUAGUACAAGGACAAAUGAACGAGAUAUCUCUAUGGAUGAUAGUAGUAGUUUUCUUAAUGAAGUAAUUAACAAAAAGUAUGGUACUCGUCCUGCAUUACCUGCUAUCAAUCUAGGAAAAGAAUAUGAUAAAGUGCUUGAAAUGUUUUAUGCGUGCACUACUGCAGAUUAUAAACUUAGGCCUAGUGCCAAAAGUCUUGUUCAUUAUUUUAAAAAUUAUGUUUAUACUACCAAUAAGUAAUGUAUUAUCUAUAUAUAUUAUUAUCUUUUUUAAACGAUUUUAUAAAUUUAUUAUGGUUUUUCUAAAUUAUGAAUUUAUAAUCGUUUAUAUAUUAUUAUGGUUAUAGUUAUUAUGAUAUG